CAAAUCAGUCAAAAAUCUGGUGUUGAUAACAAUUCAGAUAAUGAUUAUUUGCCUUCAACUUCAAAGCCUUUAAAGAAUAAGGUAUCAAAAGAAGGAAAUCAAUCAAGCCCGAGGCUGCUUAGCAGAUUGACAGCUCAGAUGAAAAAGCCACAUCGCCGUAAAACUUCACCUCUCAGCUGGUUUCCACGCAAAAAAGGGGAUUCCUACCUUACAAGAAAAUUGAAGUUGCUUCAGGAAGUGGAUGGCAUGAACUCAACACUAGACGAGACACUUGGUGACACAAAUCCCCAUUUCUCAAAAGUUUUAAAAGAAAAAAUGGCUGUCAGGGAAGCUGCUCACAGGGCAAUCGAGGCUCGAAGGGCUGCACUGGUUGAAGCAUCCUGGUGUCGAAUUCUUCGUGCAGCUAGGAUUGAAAGUAAAGAAGCCGAAGAUCUUUUGGUGAAAGCAGAAAAAACUGCCACUGAAGCUUUUGAAUCUGCCAAUGAAAUUGGAGUAAUCAUGUAUGACAUCCAAGAUUUACCUAGAAAACAUUGUAAGAUUGAAACAUCUGCUGUAAAUGGAGGAGAAUCAACUACACAUAAGGUUACAACGUCGUUUGAUACAGCAUUUGAGGUGGAUAAACAGGUAGCUUCUGCUGUGAAAGCUGCAUUCGUCAGGCUCUCAACCUGUGCAUCCAUAGGCAAACAAGAGUUCAAAGAAAUCUUGAAAAAAAUCAGUGAGAAUCCUGAUUUAGAUGAACACUGUCAAGAUCUAUAUGACUCCGCUCCAGAAUAUGAUUCAGAUGUUGCACCUGAAUUUGAAUCAGAUUCCCACAAAAGUGUGAUGGAAUUGUCCAAGGAGAAACAAAGGGAAAACCUUGUUGAUAUGAUGUUUCAAAGGCUGAAGUGUUUGCAGGAAGAAGAACUUGCAUCUCUCGCCACCAUAGUUGCAACAUGUGGUUUGAAUGCUGCUCUAGCAAAAGCCGAAAAUGGCAUCAAUGAUGGGAAGGUUUCUUGCAAAGAAGAGCUUCCAGGACUUGACAAGUUUCUGGUCAAACGGAUGACCAGACUUGAAAAGGAGAUACAAGAUGCAAGGAAUGCUAGAACUAAAGAGACAUCUGAUAAAGAUAAGAAGAUUUCAAAAGAGCCAGAGGCUUCAGUUACUGACUUGGGAAGUAUGCUAACCAAGCGCACUUCAAAACUCGAGAAAGAAAUAGAAGAGAGCAAAAGAAAGUUUGGGAAUGAAUAUGAGCCAAAGGGUAAGAAAUCUGAAAGAUUGAAAAACGAAAUGAAAGAUGUACCGAGCCUCGAUCAGGUUUUGGUGAAACGUGUGUCACGUCUUGAACGAGAGGUACAAGAAGCAAAAAAGCAAAAAGAAAAUGUCGACACGAAUAAAGAAAGGAGUAAAGAAAAUGAACUAAAUGCUGAUAACCGUGCUGAAGGAUUGGAUAGUAUUUUGGUAAAGCAUGUUUCAAAACUUGAGAAAGAGAAAAUGGCAUUUAGGGACACGAAUGAGGAUGUAAAAGUGAAAAGAAAAGACAGAAAGUCGGAUUUGGAGCAUGGUGAAGGUAGUUUGGACCAAAUUCUAGUAAAGCAUAAAUCAAGACUCGAGAGAGAAAAGGUGGCUGUUGCUGUGGAACAACCUGUUAAUGAGAUGAAAAACCCAUUGGUGGCAAAGCGAGAAGCAAGGGAGAGAGAGUUGCAAGAAGCGUGGGGUGGUGUGAGUUUCGGGAACUCCGUGCGCCCACAUGUCUCUAGACUUCAAAAAGACAAGGCUGCAUGGCUUAAAGCCGAAGAAGAGGAAAGGAAAGUGGCCAAGCAAGGAAGGGCGGCUUAAAAGGUCAAACCAUUCAGCCAUCAGAUGAUAAAAAGAAACAUUUCUUUUGCUUUUAUCUUUCAUUUUGUAAAGUCUUAACGUACCUUCGUCAUCUUUUAUAUGUUCAGUUUCUCUAAACUUGAUUGUCAAUGAAUACGAUUCUGGCAUUAUUUGUAGAGUUAUCAAACUAUCAAUGAACCUUUGGCUUAGUCA
This is a messenger RNA of Erigeron canadensis, 2007 nucleotides long. Its product is annotated as centrosomal protein cep290. Lineage: Eukaryota; Viridiplantae; Streptophyta; Magnoliopsida; Asterales; Asteraceae. The transcript is spliced from 5 exons. Bases 139 to 1815 code for a protein of 558 amino acids. The record is from RefSeq and is a predicted model, not a curated record.